AUGUGGAAAGCCGUCGUAGAUGCCUUCAAUGGUAGUACACAGACACCAAACGAUGAUAAUGAGCAAAGUUACGAUUUUGUCCAAGUGCAAGCCAUUGUUAAAAAUGAGGGCGGAUCCCAAAUUUUACUGGAUGUAAGAGAACCCGACGAAUACGCCAGUGGUCAUAUUCCUGGUGUUCCCAACAUGCCAUUCAGAAGUCAUCCACUUGCCUUACAUAUUCCUCCUUCUGAAUUUCACAAGGAUUUUGGAUUUGUAAAGCCCGGUAAAGAAAAGGAACUUAUCAUGCUAUGUGCGUCUGGUUUUAGGGCAGGUAAAGCUAAAAAUGAAGCACUAAAGGCCGGAUACCAAAAUGUGAGUUUGUAUUCUGGUUCGAUGAAAGACUGGGUUGCCAAGGGUGGUGAAACAGUGGUGGAAAGCCAAAGCUAG
Lachancea dasiensis is the source of this 426-nucleotide messenger RNA. Lineage: Eukaryota; Fungi; Ascomycota; Saccharomycetes; Saccharomycetales; Saccharomycetaceae. The record is from the annotation of a GenBank genome assembly.